AGAAAAACAAUAUUAAAUUUCAAUAGACGAAUAAUUCUCGAGGCACGAAACGUCACUGUAACUCCAGCUAUUUUCAGACACAUUACUGGUGACCAUAAUAUUGUGAUAUUUUAUAUAUAACUCACACACACUGUCGGACAUUCAGCGAAUUGGAAUUUUUUAAAAAGUUCUAUUUUUCACUUAAAGCCUGUUCAAACUAUUGAUCUACGUCACCAAAGAGUUACCAGUUACCAGUCAGUUAACUACCACUACCAAAAUCCAAACCAAACCAAAAUACUCGGUACUCAAAUUACUCGUCCUCUCAUAUGGCUCGGUUUAGUUUAAGUCGAAAGAAUAAGAAUAAAAAGAAGACCGAUCCAGAUCCCGACUCUCCAAUGACAGUUAGCAGUGCUAAUACUAAUAAUACUAAUAAUAUUCAUAGUAAUAUUAAUAAUAUUCAUAGCUCAGGCUUAAAGAAAAAGCCUCUGUUUGAUACCGUAGGUUCUUCAGCUCAAUCAUCUACUAGAGAUUCGGUACUUUUACCAAUAGUUCCUAUCAUAAUGGGUGGACCACAUGAAAGUAAUAUUUCUGCUACAACCCCUUGGAAACGAUAUAAAUUAUAUGAUUCACCAUUUCCUCGGUAUCGUCAUGCUGCCUCAUCAAUUUCUAGUGAAAAACAUGAAAUCUUUUUAAUGGGAGGUUUAAAAGAAGGAUCAGUAUUUGGUGAUACUUGGAAAAUUGUACCUGAUGAUAGUAGUGGAGAAAUUACUUCAUAUUCUGCUGUUAGUAUUGAUGUAGUUAAUCAUAAUAAUCCUCCAGCAAGAGUUGGACAUUCGUCAGUAUUAUGUGGUAAUGCCUUUAUUAUAUUUGGAGGUGAUACAGUAGAUACUGACUUUAAUGGAUUUCCUGAUAAUAACUUUUAUUUAUUCAAUAUUAAUAAUAAUAAGUAUACAAUCCCCAGUCAUAUCUUGAGUAAACCAAAUGGUAGAUAUGGUCAUACUAUUGGAGUUGUAUCAUUAAAUAAUUCAUCUUCAAGACUUUACUUAUUUGGAGGUCAAUUAGAAAAUGAUGUAUUUAAUGAUUUAUACUUUUUUGAAUUGAAUACUUUUAAAUCUCCCAAGGCUAAAUGGGAAUUAGUUGAACCAUUAAAUAAUUUUAAACCUCCUCCAUUAACUAAUCAUUCAAUGGCAAUUUAUAAAAAUAAAUUAUAUGUAUUUGGAGGAGUUUAUAAUAAUGAAAAAGUAUCUAAUGAUCUUUGGAGUUAUGAUCCUUUACUGAAUAAAUGGUCUCAAAUUCCUACUACGGGCAAUAUUCCAUUACCAGUGAAUGAACAUUCAAGUUGUGUAGUUAAUGAUAAACUUUUUGUUUAUGGUGGAAAUGAUUUUAAAGGAGUAAUCUAUAAUAGUUUAUAUGUAUUAGAUUUAAUUAGUUUAAUUUGGUCUAAAUUAACUAGUGUGGGAGAUAUCGAUGGACCUGGUUCAAGAUGUGGACAUUCUAUGAGUUUUAUACCCAAAUAUAAUAAAUUAUUAAUUAUGGGAGGUGAUAAAAAUGAUUAUGUUAUUGAUGAUUCUUCAAAUUUUGAAACUUAUGAAGCUUAUAAUGGUGAAGAAGUUGGCACAAUGAUUUAUGAACUUGAUUUGAAUAUAGUUGAUCAUUUCUUGAGUCAAACAGUGGUUGAACCAAUUCGUCAAAAGAAACCAGUAGCAAUGGCUUCAUCAGCUAAAGUUGAUGAUGGUUUAAAGUCUUAUGAUAAUCAUGCUAGAAGCUUUUCUGCUGGACCUGAAGAUUUUAGAACUCCUCAUGGAUCUCCACCACUUGAAAAGCAAGCAGAAAUUCAAGGGUCAAGUGGAUUUCCAGAACCAGAAUAUGUUGGUGAUAAUCUUGUUGAUGUUCAUAUUCCAUCGGCUGAAGUCGAACAUCCAGAAAGUCCAAUUGCCAUUCAUAAUCCUCGCCGUCAAUCAGAGCAUGGAAUUGAUCUCUUUGAAGCUGCCAUUGCUGUUGGUGGAAUAGGAGCUGCUACUGCUGGUGCCACUGCUUCCACAGCUACUUCUACCAAAGACAUUGAAACUCCAAGCCUGUACCAUAAUGGGCAUGCCUCACUUCUUGCUUCAUACGAUUAUGGAGAAUCUAAUGAAAACAUUCCCCCCGUGACUGUAUUAGAUAAUCAUGGGAAAUCACUAGAUGAAUCCAAUGUAAGUAGUACUACUGGUGGUAAUACUAGUCAAGAAGAUUCAAAGAUUAAGAAUUUAGUUAAGGAAUUAACUAAGGAAUUGACGGAUUUAAGAACCACCACUAAAUUACAAAUGCAAAAUGCAACAGAAAGGAUUCAUCGACUCGAACAAGAAAAUAAUUCCAUUAGAGACAAUCAUUCUAAAGAAGUUUCUAGUUAUGAAAAGCGAUUAGAAGAAAAGGAUGGAUUGAUUAGUGAACUUAAAUCUACAGUUGAUCCAUCAGUGCUUGCUAUUAAUGAAGAGGAAGGUAAUGGAAGUAGUAAUACUAAUGUAUCUGACUUGACUCGAUAUAAAUUAGAACGAUUAGAAUUAAAUAACAAAUUACUUUAUUUGGAACAAGAAAAUGGCCGAUUAAAUAGUAAAUUUGAAGAAUUUGAACCAUUUAUGAAUAAUCAAAUUGGAGAAUUGGCCAAAUUCCAAAAGUUAAUUAAAGCCCAAGAAGAGAAAAUUAGUAAACUUAGUGCUCAAACUAAAGAUCAAGAAUUAUUAACUAAAGAAGUUAAUGAAUGGAAAUCAAAGUAUGAUAAUUUACAAUUAGAAUAUGAAAAUUAUAAGAAUAUUCAUAGUGAAGAAGAAAUAAGUGAUGAUGAAGAAUAUAAUAAUUCUACAUUACCUGAAUCAUCACAUUUUGAUGAACCAUCUAAUCGUUCAAUAAUUAGUAAUGCCACAUCUACUGGUAGAAGAAGUAAAAAGGAUAUAUCUAAUCAAUUAGAAUCAUUAGUUAAUUUAUGGAAUUCUAAACAUCAACAAGUUCAAGAUAGAGAAAGUACUCCUGAUACAUCCUUUACACCCGAGAAUAAUCCAAUCAUUAAUAAACUUCAAGAACAAAUUGAAGAUUUAAUUAAAGUUGGUAAACAAAAUGAUGAAGAUUCUAAUCAACAAAUUUCCGAAUUAAAGGCUCAAUUAAAUGAUAAACUUUCUAGUUUAAAGAGUUUUGAACAGAAUUAUCGUGAUGCUUUACAAUCAGUUAAUAAUACUAGUAAAGCAUUAAAAUUAACUCAAGAAGAAUUAAAGAAUCAAAAGGCACUUUUAGAGAAAUUGAAUAAAGAAAAUAAUGAAUUGAAAUUAUUUAAAAAGGCUAAUAAAAGAAUUAGUACGAGAAAUCCUUCACCAAUUAUUAGUGAUUUUAAGAUUCCUGAAGAAGGAGAAGAAGAUGGAGAUGGAGAUGGAGAUGUAGAUGAAUUUAAUAAUGCUCAUUAUAAUAUGAAGAUUAAAGAUCUUGAAGCGGAUAUUUAUAUUAUUAAACAGGAAAGAGAUCAAUUGAAGGAGAAUGUGACUAAUUUACAGAAACAGUUGUAUUUAGCGCAGAGUGGUGAUUCGCCAUGAGUUGUAUGUAUUAAUAUAUUUAUAAAGUUUAUGUUUGUGUAGUGUAGAAGUGGU
Messenger RNA from Scheffersomyces amazonensis, 3590 nucleotides. It is a transcript of the gene KEL1, whose product is annotated as Kel1p. Gene Ontology annotation, molecular function: protein binding. The coding region runs from base 306 to 3536 and encodes 1076 amino acids. The transcript has a single exon. NCBI's taxonomy places the organism in Eukaryota, Fungi, Ascomycota, Pichiomycetes, Serinales, Debaryomycetaceae. The record is from RefSeq and is a predicted model, not a curated record.